AUACCGUCCAAACGCACGCAAGCGCAUAUAGAGAGGAUGGAGAUGGAGGGAGAGAAGGAACUAUAUAAAUUUGUUUUGGUUUUUUAUACGAUGAAGCUUGCUUAAUGGUUACCCACAUCUAGUUACAAUCGGAUAAAUCCAUCGCGUAGCAGCUUUUCAAAACAGGUUUACAUAUUUGGGGGACUACAAAGCCAGGAAUAGUGAUUCCAAAUAUAGCAUUUGAGACAACGUUUUUUUCUCAACUGUCUACCAGAAGGCAGUUGUAUGAUAACCGAUAGGCGAUUUUAAAAUGUAUAUAUUUCGCAAAUGUGAAAAACGACGUUAACAGCGUUUACGCUGCUUGACGUAAAGGAAACCAUCGAAAACCCGAGUUGUUUACAUUCUCUCGUGCAUGAAAGACUGCAGUCGUGUAUUUUUUUUUUACCUAAUUGGACAACCAGUUUCACCAGUUUUUUCCGCUAGUGUUUUUGACAAGAUUAAAUCUCUGCAUUUGUAAAGCAGUUUCUAUAACGACCAAAUAGUCUGCGUUUCGACAUGGAAUCAUUUUGAAUAUGUCGAGCAACCCGUUUUACUCGUUUUCUGCAAUUGCGCUUGGCACAAUAUAAAACUGGUGUAGGUGUAAGUUGUUCCUAAAGCGUCCAACUCCUAGCCAUGGUUGCGAAAUCACGAGGGGAUAUUUAUAUCUAUGGAUAUGGUGCUCCCCUCGAAAUGCUUGAGCUGUAACGCACGAUGACGGCAAGGUUAUUAUAGGGCGUCAUUGCCAAUGCAACAGUGUGGGCCAUAUCGACGGAGCGUUGAAGUGUCACAAAAUACUACAUUAUUUGUUCGCGAGGAAAAUAAUUGCUUAGAAACAACACUGACUGAAGGGGGAUUUGGGGCUGUGGGAGCAUGAAGACAAAUCUGACUGCUUGAGCCUCAGUAUUUUGUUACAGACCGUCAGCAUUUUGAGCCAGAGCCAGACAGGGUCAAAGAGUUGUUUACUUUCCAGAAGUAUGAUUGGUCAUCCACACCUGUUAGCUGAAGCAAGGAGUGGUCAUGGAGAUGUUUUCUCCCCUGGUUUUGUCCAUCACUGCCAUCAGCUUUGUGACAUUCCAGUGUCUGUUCCACUUUGUAAGCCCCUGGAUCUCAGCUCAGUUCUGCCCUGGGUACCACCGUCUAGGCCCCAGACACACCAUAGAAUGGAACUCCAGAACUGUGUCGACAGUACAUGCAAUGAUAGUGGGGCUUUUUUGUAUCUACAUCUUACUAUUUGAUGACGCCGUUAAUGAAGACCCUGUCUGGGGCAAUCCGUCACUGGUCAAAAAAAAUGUGGCAAUUACCUGUGGUUACCUAUUAUCAGAUAUGCUGCUCAUAUGUUUCUAUUGGCAAGCAAUAGGGGACAAGUUUUUUGUAAUCCACCACCUGGCAGCGCUGUAUGCUUACUACUAUGUGCUGAGCAUAGGAAUGUUGCCUUAUUUUGCUAACUUCCGUCUGGUCGCAGAGCUUUCCACUCCUUGUGUGAACCAGCGCUGGUUCUUUGAAGUGCUUGGUUAUCCCAAAAAAUCAUUACCAAAUAUGGUCAACGGCAUUGCCAUGACGGCUUCCUUCUUCAUGGUGAGGAUAGCAGUCAUGCCGCUGUACUACAGUAGGAUGUAUGCCGUGUACGGGACAGAGCCCUUUUACCGGGUAGCUUUUGGUGGUCGCUGUGCCUGGAUUGGUCCCAGCUUCUGUCUAGACAUCAUGAACAUCAUGUGGAUGCAUAAAAUGGCCCGUGGCUGUAUUAGUGUGCUGCGUUCUCCAGGAAAAGUGAAAGUGGGAAUGCUACAGAAUGGGAAAGUGCAUUGAUGUGUUGAAAAAGGCAAUGAUGGCGUUAUGUCUGAGUCAAAUAGUUCAUCAACAUGUUUGUAUCAAACGGUACGUGGACUGGAAAUACUGUAUCUUUGAAAGUCUUUAUUGUCCUGUGACGAGCUUGAGGUAAAUUGUGUACAGUACCACUACACUUAUUUGCCCUGAACACCGCAAUUGAAAUAAGCACCACAUUCUCCACUAUGAUGGAAGGGAACAUUGUAAAAGCUGUUGGAACUGGGUGGACUCUUGGGCCCUAUAGGGAAGACAACUGGGCUGUGAGACUUCAUGGCUACACACAUACAGACAAGUGUUAAAGCACCGCACCUCUUUUCCUUGUACCUUGGUUUGUAUAUUAUAUGUCCACCCAAUUGUGUAUAUUGCCAAAAAACUUAGAAGAUAAUUUUUCCUAACAUUUAAGAAGCUGCAAAAAUGUGUCUCAAAUAUCAUGAUGUGUACAAAAAAGAACAUUAUUACUUGAAAUCUGUGUUUUCACCAGCAUAGGAUGUAAUAGACAUGUUGUCAGACUCAUACUGAAGUCUCUGCUCAGGAGGCUGCUCAUGUUUGUAACAUACAAUAGAGCCAGGAUACUUGUCAUACACAACAGGUAUUAGGGUUGGAAAUGACAAACCAUAGCAAUCAAAUGGCAGAAUUUAUUUUAAUUUCAUCACUAGAAGUGACCUUACAGUGUGACUUACGAAAGCAGCAAUAAAAGUGCAAUUAUGUACAACUUCACACAACCAACUUCACACAGUUUACAAAUUAAAUAUUAAACUUCAAUGUAAAUUUUUAUAAUAUAAUGUGUAAAAUGUACUUGGAGUUUGUCCUUGGAGAUUCCCAUUGGAACUGUAGGAUGAGGAUGAUGCUAUUUAUUGUGACAUUUUGUUACAGCCAUUAUAGUUUUCAUUUUUAAUUAAAAGAUGCAUUUUAAUAACAUGAA
Molecule: messenger RNA, 2764 nt
Organism: Esox lucius (northern pike)
Lineage: Eukaryota; Metazoa; Chordata; Actinopteri; Esociformes; Esocidae
Product: TLC domain-containing protein 4-B
Exons: 8
Coding region: 1036-1824 (262 amino acids)
Biological process (GO): lipid homeostasis
Cellular component (GO): endoplasmic reticulum; membrane
Source: RefSeq, a predicted model, not a curated record